AUGGCCUCAACAGCGGAGCCGGAGGUCCAGUUCGCACAAAGACUGGCGUCCAACGAAAAGCCCGUGCGGAGGAAAGCUCUCAAGAAACUACGGGGCUACUUGAACGCACGUUCACGGACACAAUCAGGAUUCUCUGAGGAAGAGCUGCUGAAGCUCUGGAAGGGUCUCUUCUAUUGUCUGUGGAUGCAGGACAAGCCACUGCUGCAGGAGGAGCUGUCCACGCAGAUCUCAGGCCUGCUCCACCACUUUCACAACUACAGCAGCCAGUUGCUGUUCUUCCAGACUUUCCUCACCACCAUGAAGAGGGAGUGGACCGGCAUUGACCGUCUGCGCAUGGACAAAUACUUCCAGCUGGUUCGAUUUCACACACACACGGGCAACAACACGGGCAACAACACGGGCAACAACACGGGCAACAACACGGGCAACAACACGGGCAACAACACGGGCAACAACACGGGCAACAACACGGGCAACAACACGGGCAACAACACGGGCAACAACACGGGCAACAACACUGGCAACAACACUGGCAACAACACGGGCAACAACACUGGCAACAACACGGGCAACAACACGGGCAACAACACGGGCAACAACACGGGCAACAACACGGGCAACAACACGGGCAACAACACUGGCAACAACACGGGCAACAACACGGGCAACAACACGGGCAACAACACGGGCAACAACACGGGCAACAACACGGGCAACAACACGGGCAACAACACGGGCAACAACACGGGCAACAACACGGGCAACAACACGGGCAACAACACGGGCAACAACACUGGCAACAACACUGGCAACAACACGGGCAACAACACGGGCAACAACACUGGCAACAACACUGGCAACAACACUGGCAACAACACUGGCAACAACACGGGCAACAACACGGGCAACAACACGGGCAACAACACGGGCAACAACACGGGCAACAACACGGGCAACAACACGGGCAACAACACGGGCAACAACACGGGCAACAACACGGGCAACAACACGGGCAACAACACGGGCAACAACACGGGCAACAACACGGGCAACAACACGGGCAACAACACGGGCAACAACACGGGCAACAACACGGGCAACAACACGGGCAACAACACGGGCAACAACACGGGCAACAACACGGGCAACAACACGGGCAACAACACGGGCAACAACACGGGCAACAACACGGGGGCCACCAAACACACAGCUGUGUGGCGUGAGCUGCUGCACACAGGAGCGCCCCCUGUAGGCCUGCAGCUGCAUGUGCUGGACCUGUACCUGAGGGAGCUGGCUGUGGUCGGAGCACAUGAGCUGUCGGCGGAUCAGAACCUCGCCUUCAUUCAACCCUUUAUGAAAACGGCAGCAAAAACUAAAGACCGCACCCUGUUCAGUGCCAUCUGCAGCAGCGUCUUCAGCAACAUCAUCGACCAGGCUCCCUUCGCCAUCCAGGAGCUGCUGGAGGAGCUGGAUCAGCUGGAGCAGGACUCUGACUCAGGCCAGGCGUCAGAUGAGCAAGACGAGGCCCCUGAGGAUCUGAAGAGCAGAGCAGAGAAAGCAGGGGGCCACAAGCCCAGAACCAGCAGCAAAGCCCCACAGACCAACGGCACAAACACUCACUCUGAUGAUGAUGAGGAGGAGGAGGAUGAUGAUGAUGAUGAUGAUGAUGAAGAUGAAGACGAUGGCCUGUCGGUCUCUGAGCAGCCGUGUGACCCGGACAUGGGCCCUAUAUUACAGUUCGAUUACGGAGCCGUCGCAGACAAACUGCUGGAGCUGUCUUCACGAGGAAACACCCCCACCCGCAACCGCCAACGCCUCUACAGGAUCGUACGAGUACUGCGGGAUCUCAGCCAAGGCAGCUUCCCUCAGGACGAGUACCCAGAGGAGGUGUCCACAGACGAGGACGACGAGGACUUUGGCAGCAGGAAGAGGCUAAAGAGGAGGCCCACAGAGGAGGAGGCGGAGGCGGAGGGACCAAAGGUGAAGAAGCCUAAAGUGAGUAAGAAGACAACCACAGACUCAAACACUGACAACAGCGAGCAGGCGAAGAAGAAAAAGAAGAAGAAAAAGAAAAAGAAGCCUCAAAGUCCAACAGAGCCGUCACAGGUCCAGGCAGAACCCUCAGAGCCGUCACCGGUCCAGGCAGAACCCUCAGAGCAGUCACCGGUCCAGGCAGAACCCUCAGAGCAGUCACCGGUCCAGGCAGAACCCUCAGAGCAGUCACCGGUCCAGGCAGAACCCUCAGAGCAGUCACUGGUCCAGGCAGAACCCUCAGAGCCGUCACCGGUACAGGCAGAACCCUCAGAGCCAUCACAGGUCCAGGCAGAACCAGAGCCAGAACCAGCCUCACACGCACAGGACAACCAUACACCACCACAGUUAAAGAAGAAGAAAAUUAAAAAGGCUAAGAAAUCAAAUCUUUUGAACUUGGAGCAAAAUGGACCCAGCGACCCAGAAGCCUCUGCUCCUCCUCCAGAUCCUCAAAGCGAGACAACAGCGCCCCCAGUGGAGGAAGUGGACACCAGCAGCAGUCCAGCAGCACAGAAGAACAAAAAGAAAAAAAAGAAAGGAGCAGCCAUCUCUGAACAAGUUGUGAAGAGCCCAGAAGCACAGGCUGAGGAGCUGCAGGCUCACAUCACUGCUGUGGCCUCCCCAGAUGCUGGAGUGGACCAAUCACAGCCUCCCAUCAGCCCAGCUACAAGCACCAAGGGGAAGAAGAAGAGAACAGCAGCCCUGAAGAGGGCGCCACAGGCCGCUGCAGAACAGGACACAGGAGAAAACGCCAUGAGCGAGACAGCAGAGCCCCCAGUGGAGGAAGUGGACACCAGCAGCAGUCCAGCAGCACAGAAGAAGAACAAAAAGAGGAAAAAGAAAGGAGCAGCCAUCUCUGAACAAGUUGUGAAGAGCCCAGAAGCACAGGCUGAGGAGCUGCAGGCUCACAUCACUGCUGUGGCCUCCCCAGACGCUGGAGUGGACCAAUCACAGCCUCCCAUCAGCCCAGCUUCAGCUACAAGCACCAAGGGGAAGAAGAAGAGAACAGCAGCCCUGAAGAGGGCGCCACAGUCCGCUGCAGAACAGGACACAGGAGAAAAGAAGAGGAAGAAGAAGAUCCCUGUCGAGUUUGAGUACGAGGCAGAUGAGGCCCAGGUCCAGGACAAGGCCCAGGACACCACACCCUUGGACUCCCCUCACACCCCCCUAAGCUCCAGGCCUCAGAAGCUCCGGAGGAACCCUAGAGUUCGACCAGAGUUUGUGAGCUUCCAGAGCGGCAGCCCCCCUCCUGCACCCCUAUUCUGCAGGACCUUGUGCCCCAAAACGAACAGCGCCACUCCCAAGACCGACUCCAAGAAGGUCCGCUUUGGCCUGAAGAACAAUAGAACAGCAGAGUUCCGCAGGACUGACCGCAGCCUGCUGCUGAGCCCAGAGGGCCCGUCUCGAGUGCCCUUUGACCCUGACCAGAAGCCUAAGUGUGGAGUGCUCAAGUCCCCACCCACCCCCUUCCCCAAACUCAAGAAGAAGAAGAGCAUUGUGCGCCAGCGACCCACAGCGGCCGACUUCUUCUGA
Molecule: messenger RNA, 3564 nt
Organism: Knipowitschia caucasica
Lineage: Eukaryota; Metazoa; Chordata; Actinopteri; Gobiiformes; Gobiidae
Source: the annotation of a GenBank genome assembly